UUGAUGUACUCUCUCCAAACCUCAGUUUUCUUGUCUAUAAAAUGAAAUAAUACCUACCUUACUGGGCUUGAGUGAGGAUUAGAUGAGAAAAUAUGUCCUAUAUAUAGUUCCUGUAAAAAGUGUGCAAUAAACAUGAGUUCAUGGAUCUUGCCUUCUGAUUCCUAGCUCCUCAAAAAAGUAUACUGGCUAAGCUUGCAUGUUCUGGAUUUCCACAGGUUUUUAAGGAAUGGUCUUGAGCAGGACCAGGGAUAAUCAAGGUGAUGUCUUCCCCCAGACUCAUUCCCCUGUGGAAGGAUUUUAAAUACCUCAUAAAUGACACACUUAAAAACAAGCAAAAUUUAGAUGACUCAAAGAAUGAUGUAGUUGUGCUGAGUGACCGGUCUGAGAUACUAUUUAAAGAGUCUCGCCAUCCUCAGAAUAUGCCACUUAUAUGCUAUUACUUCAUUGAUGCCGACUUCUUUGCCUCUCUCUCAUGGGUGACAAGCACAAAAGAAAUACAGGCUGUAGUAUGGAUGAAGAGCAAAACUGAGGACAUGGUCGAGAAGAGAACAUUCUCCAUGACUGAACGAUUGCCGCCCAUCCAGUGUUUGGUACACACAGGUUCCUUUCAUAUCCUUGUGGCCUACUGUGGUGACUUGCUUCUGCGGCUCUUUAGGGACCACUUUCGGUCAUUCAAACCCCUGGGUAUAGUGCCCUGCCGCUUUAACAUCAACUGCCUCUGCUAUGACCCAGAAACGAAGAUGCUUCUGUCAGGUAUCCUGGGGGCAGUGGUCACCUGGACCAUUGAGCAAAGUGGCAGGGGCCUCCAAAUCGCCCACAUGGUUUCCAUGCCUGGUGAUGAACUUGUCCAGGACAUCAUAUUGAAUGGCCCCAGUGGCUCCCUCCUAGCCCUGUGUGAGACUGUGGUGAGGGUCCUUGAGCGCCAGGGCCAGAGUGAGCUAGUAGAAGUGAAGAGGUUCACUUCUACCACUAGUGGCUCAUCUAUCACCUGCUGCUUCACCUGUUUUGAUCAGGGCUUUCUCUAUGCUGGAAACUCGACUGGGUACAUCCAGGUAUGGAACCUCAGUCAAAGCUUCUCUUUCCACAGUUUCAAGGCCCAUUCCUCAUCAGUGAUAUGUAUCUGCAGCCGGCCAGAAGCCCACACCCUGCUAACAGCUGGUAAGGAAGGUUUCAUUAAGGAGUGGAAUCUUACUUCUGGGAAUCUGCUUCGGCAACUAGAACUUGGCGAGGAAUUGUAUCGACUCCAAUUUAUUGAUAACAUUACUUUCUUCUGCCAAACUGCCCAUACUUUCUCCUUGCGCCGUCUGCCCUGCUUCUAUAGCCUCUUCAAUGUUUGUGGCUCUGCUCCAGAGCAGGUUCGUCGGGUCCGCUGUGGUAAUAACUGGUUCCGGAUUCUAUGCACUACUGAGGAUGGCUUGUUACGCUUUGUGUCCCCAAUAACAGGGGAUCUUCUGGUUCUCACCUGGCCCUUCUCAAUCUUGGACCAGGCUGUGGAUUGGGCCUAUGACCCAGAUAAAGAGGAGCUCUUCGUAGCAACAGGGGGCUCAGAGGUGCUGGUCUUUGACACAACCCGCUGCCCUUGCCCAGCCAAGUAUCUUUUAUGCACCUCACCAAAUUCUCAGGACUCAGUACAAUGUAUGGCUUAUGGGCAUUUCCACCUCGGUCGGGGUCUAGAAGGACUAAUGUUUUCUGGAUACCAGAGUGGUAUGAUAAGAGUCCUUUCCCAGCACAGCUGUGCCCGAAUAGAGAAAUUCAUGCAUUUUGGGGCCGUAUUGGCCCUCUCUACACUGCCUGGAGGGCUUUUAGGUGGCCGAGAAAACUCUUUGCUUUGUUCUUAUGGAAUGGAUGACUAUAUACGCCUAUCAGAAGCUGUGCUUAAUGGGACCAGAGUACAUCUGCGUCCUCUAGCUAGCAUUCUCAGCAGCUGUCACCUAAAACACCUGAUACUCUUGCCAAAGUCUGUGGGUGCCAUCACAGAAACUAACUGCCUGCGUCUCUGGAAAUUCCAUGACUUUCUGCCCUCUGAGACACAGGCAAAGUUUAUAGAGACGUUGCCUCUGCACCAGUAUGCAAUUACGUCCUUUGAUGUAUGCCUGACCUUGAAUCUUUUUGUCACAGGUAGCAUUGAUGGCUCUGUCCGAAUAUGGAACUUUCACGGUAGACUUGUAGCCAUGCUGGACUCAUCAUUGCAUUUUGGUCCACUCUGCUUUGCAAAUGACCGGGGUGACCUGCUUGUGACUUUCAACCAGAGUCUUUAUCUGGUAUCCUGUUUAAAACUACUUCCUCCAACCCUGUUGGCUCGCCUUUCCUUUAUGAGCAUCCCAGAUGAUGUGCUAGAAAUCCCUAAGCCUUUCAUACCAAGCUUCUUCUUCUCCUUUGAGACCAUGUUUGUGCCCAAAUAUAUCUACCUUGGACAAGGGCAACAAGUAUUAGUGGGUCUGGAGAAACUUGUCAAUAAGCGGGCCAUUGCCUUUGACCAUACUGUGCCACAUGUCAUAGAAGACGAUGAGCAAGGAAGCUCCAUACUACUGUCUACCCCAAGACCAGGUUUCUUGAAUAAGGAGGACACUGCUAUACGCUUGAAGAAACCUUAUUCCCGUUAUGUGGUUCCUCCCCAACUACAGUUGACUGCCUGGGAUGGACUCAACCCUUAUCAGAUACUGAAAUGCUAUUUUGGUUAUGGCCGGAAAUGGCCCUUUGCUCCUGAUUGCUAUAUCCCUAACUCAGUGAUUCGUGCCCGUCUUUGGCCAGAGGGCAGCCCAAUAUACCUACAGUGCAACCUGCAUUCACCCAUACGGAAGUUGGAAUGGGACAAAUCUCAACAAUUCUUCUGGCACAGUAAGGUAAGACCUAUACAUGAUGUAAAAGAACAACCACAGGAAAAGGAAGAUGAAGACUUCCUAAAAAGGAGAAUGUCCAAGGAUAUAACUUAUAGUGUCUUUACAGACACAACAAACCGUAGUUGGCUGGGAAAAAAGAUGAAUGAAGUAGCUAUUAAUAGCUUGAUUGAGACAAUCCUCAACAUUAUGAUUUAUGCUCCUCCUCCAUUGAAGUACCAAUACUGUGUUAGUGCACUAGGGCAAAUCUUUGCUUCUUACCAAGUGUCUCCACCCCUGCGCUCUGAAACAGCCCAUCGUCUGCUAGAUGAUACAACCAAUUCUAAUCCACUGAUCCGAGAGCUAGCCUGGGAAGGGCUGAAUCGUCUAGGAGUUAUCACUCAUCUCUUUGCCAUGGCUCUGGCCCAAGGGUUAAUGGACAAGGACCAAAGAGUGAGGAAUAAGGCACUGAACCUCAUGGCUGACACUGGAAUUCACUCUAAGACUUCACUCUUAAACUUGAUCCAGAAUCGAGAUACUUUCCAGGGGAUGCAGCAGGAAAUGAUUGGUGAAGAAAGCCUGGACAAUCUGCUGGGGAUGCGUGCCACAGAUCUCCAAAUUCUUCAUACUCAAGUGGAGCAGCGAUUAAAUGAAAACCUGACCUUGUCACAUGGAGAUGAAAAGCCUUCUUUUUCUUUAGAUGUCUCAAGGAGUCCUAAAACAAUAUCCGUUCUCGAUGAAACUGAUGUAAUUCCAGAUGACUCUGAAGUUGUCAUCAAGCCCAGCAAAGGCCACAGACGGGGCCGGGCAGGGGGAAGAAAGCAUGCCCAAAAGAAGUUGAAAGAGACUGGCACAGAGCCAAGUCCCUUAGAAGGUGAAAGUGAUCAGAGUAAAGUUGAGAUGGAGGAUACAGCCAUCAGUUCUCCAAUCUAUAGUUUACUAAAAAUUUCUAAAGAUGCUGAACAACAGCCUUCAGAGAAAGAUGUCUCAAAGGAUAUUGCAAUGACCACGAGGAUGCUAAGGAAAAUACAAGACAAAAGAGGCAAGAAAAAGAGGCACAAAAAAAAGACAAAGCAAGAUGAAGUUAUAAUUGAGGAACCUCUGUCUGAUGUAAAGGAAGAACCAGUUGCGAAGAAGGUGCAAGACAUAAGGCGGGGUGCCUUUGGAGCUCCUGGACACAGGGCUAUCCCUGGAGAUGGCUCAUCCUGGAGAGAUGACCUAUGUCGUCUUAUGACACUGAGGAUAUCUGGUUCCCAAACAACAAUGUUAGAAUCUCUAAACACUGAGUUAGUAACCAUGGCUCAGAAGGUGCUGGCAGAUAAGCGCCCCAGCUGGGAGCUCUUUGAGAAGAUCUGUCCCCUGCUGAAGAAAGAAAGUGAAGUUCUGCUUGAGGACCUUGACUGGGAUGUAGCUUGGCCAGAGGAGAAACCAAUUUUUAUUCAUGAAGGAGCAAUUAGAGAGGACAUGGUGAGCGUAGACACUAAAGAAAUACCAGAGGGGCAGGGUCAAGUACAAAAGGAAGCAAGGGAUAUACAGGAAUUACAGGAAAUCCAGGUGAUUCCCAAAAAGGGGAAGAAAAAGAAAGUUAUUUUUUUAGAACCAGGUGACUUAACUAAGGGGAAACUAAUACUGAAACAAGAAGAUAAGAAAUCCUCUAAGAAGCCCUCUGUGCAAAAGAGGAAAGUAGUCCAGAAGGAAAUAAAAGUGGAUAAAAAAGAGGAGAGAAUGACCAUAAGAGAGAGGGAUGUGAGUCUGGAAGAGGGAGAAAUGGCCAAACUAGAGGAGAAAGUGGUUGAGCAAGAAGUAAGAGCAGUUACAGAUGAGAAGAAGCUGUCUUUGCAGGAUUGGAAAAAAUCCUGGGAUGAGUGGAAACAGGCUCAUGGUGAUACAAGGAUAUCCUGGGAUGAGUGGAAGAAAGCUUGGGAAAGGGAGACUCUUGAGGAAGAGGAGAAACCACAAGAGGACAAAGAGAAGCUACCUCUAGAUGAGGAAAAGCUGGCUGGGGAAAAGAAGCUGGGAUGGGAUGAGGAGGCACAUGUCUGGGAAACUAUGUCAGACAGGUCCAGGGAGCAAAAGUUCAAGGAUGAAGAGGAAUUGACCCUGGAGAUAGAAUUGUCUCAAGAGUGGGAAAAAGAAGCAGAGGAAGGAGAAGGAGAAGAAGAAGGAGAAGGAGAAGAAGAAGGAGAAGGAGAAAGAGGAGAAGAAGAAGAAGAACUGUUGACAGAAGAGCAGAGACAGAUACAGGAAGAAUAUAAACAGGCCCAGGCUGAGAGGGAACGAACCCAAGCUGAAAGAAAACGAGCCCAAGAAGAGAGGAAGCUGGCACAAGAAGAAGAGAAACUGGCACAAGAAGAGGGAAAACUAGCUCAGGAAGAGAGAAAACUGGCCAGAGAUCACGGGAAACUGAUUCAGAGAGACAGGAAAAUGGCCCAGGCAGAGAGGAAGUUUGUCCAGAAAGAGGAAAAACUGGCCCAAAGAGCAGUGCUGCUAAGCCAGGGAGCAGAGAAAUUGGCCCAGAAUAGGACAAAACUGGCCAAAAAAUUUGAAAAACUGGCUGGCAAAGAAGAGAAAAUAGCAAAGAAAGGAGGGAAGCUAGCUGAGGUUAAAACUAUAUUGGUCCCGAAAAUGGAGGAAGUGGUCCAGAAGGAGCAAGAUAUUGCAUGGCAGGAAAAGGAACUAGCCCAAGAAUUGGAGGAGUUGACAUGGGAAGAGGAGGAAAUGGCUUGGAAAGAAGAGCAACUAAAUCAGGAAGUGGAGGAAUUAGCUAAGGAAGAGGAGAGAGUGGCUCAGGAGGAGAAGACACUGGCCUGGAAAGAGGAUAAACUGGCUAUGGAAGAGAAAAAACUGGUCCAGGAAGAAGAGCUGCUGAUCCAGGAAGAGAAUAAACUGGCUGAGGACAAAGAAUUUCUGCCUGAGGAAGAAGAAAGGCUUGCCCAGAAAAGGGAGCAGUUGAUGGAGAAUAAGGAAAAACUGGCCCAGGAAAGGGAAAUUUUGAUCCAGAACAAAGUGGACCUUGCAAACAAGAAGAAAAUACUAGCCCAGAGGAAGAAGACUCUGGAUCAGGAGAAGAAGGAGCUGGGUCAGGAGAAGGUAAAAUUGAUUCAUAGGAAAGAGAACUGGCACCAGCUUGAAGAAAACCUUUCCCAGAACAAAAAUAAACUACUGCAAGUAAAGGAGAAACUGGACACAUACAAGGAAAAAUUAUUUCAGGUAGAGGAGACACUGGUGAAGGAAAAGGAGGAAAUUUUCCAGAAGAGGGAGAAACUGGCUGAUGUAGAGAAAAAACUGGCCCAUGUAGAGGAAAACCUAGCUGAGAAACAGCAUAAGCUAGCCCAGGACAAAAUGAAAUUCACUAUGGAGAAGAGGGCAGUACUUCAAAAACUGAACCUGCUCAGUAAAGAAGAUGAUAUUACUAAGAAAGAAAAGACAUUGGGCAUGGAAAUGAAGAAACUGACCGAGGAAAAGGUGAGACUGGCUGAAGAAAAGGAAACUGUCUUAAAGGGAGAGAUUCAAGAAACCUCAACACAGAGGAAACUGAAUAAGAAUGAACUAGAACUACUUAAAAGGAAAUUGUCACUAGAGGAGAAGAUACUGACAUAUGAAAAUAGGAUAUUGGCCACAAAACAAAGUGACAUUGCCAAAGAAAAAUUAGAAUUUGCCAGAGGAGAAAGAGUUUAUGCUCAGGAAGAAAGGAAGCUAACCAAAGUAAUAACGAAGCUGACUAAAGGAAACAUUUUCAAGAAACUAGCAAAAAUUAGCAAAACAAUCUUAAGUGUAUUUCAAAACCUUAUCAAAAAAGAAAGGAUACUAACCCAGGAAGAAACACAGAUGACACAGAUAACAAGGUCAUUCUUGGAUCAGGAAAGAAUUUUGAGCAAAGAACAAAAAAAACUUGAUGCCAGAAAGUUGGAUAUUUCUGAGGAACAAUCAGAGAUGACCAAAGAUGAGGAGAAACUGGCUAGGAAACAGAGAAAACUGGCCAAGGAAAUGAGAAGAAUGAUAAAGAAAGAGCAACAAAUAACUGAGGAGGAAACCAGACUGUCCAGGCAACAGAAACAUAUCAUGAAGGGAGAAGAGGAGUUGGGAACAACAGAGGAAGAAGAAGAAAUGACAUUUCUUAAACAAAAGCAAAGUAAGAAAAAAGCACUAAAGAGAGUUGAAAUGCCACAGGAAAAAUUUCCCAGUCAGGGGGAUGAGGUAGAAAGUGAAGAGAGCUUUUCUGGAAAAAUGGAAAGCCUGUUAGAUGAAGUAGAGCGAGAGAGUUUGUCUGAGGAGGAGGAGGAAGAGGAGAAGGAAGAGGAUAAAGAAAGGGAGGAGGAAGAAGAAGUGGAAGAAGAGGAGGAAGAAGAGGAGGAAGAGGAAGAAGAGGAGGAGGAAGAGGAGGAGGAGGAAGAAGAGGGAGAGGAAGUGGAGGAAGAGAAGAAGAUGGAAGACAAAAAAGUGGAGGAAGAGGAGGAGAAGAAGACAAAGAAAAAGAAGAAGAAGGCAGCAGCAGUGGCAGCAGAGAAGGAGAAGAAAAAAGUGUUUGAGAAGGAUAAAAGCAUGAUUAAGGAAGAACUAGAAAGUUUGAGAGAGAAAGAAGAGGAGGAAGAGGUGCGAAGUUCAUUGGAAGAAGACAUAGACAAGGAAAAAGAGAUCUUUAAAAAAGAAAAAUUAUUUAAGUCACAAGAAAAAAGAGAAAAGGAUCUAGAAAGAAGAGAAACAGUUCCUUCUAUUAGAAAAAGAACCCCUGAGGUCAAAGGCAGGGAUAUAAACCUGGAAAUUCCGAAGAUCCCUUCCAAGAAACUGAUCUCAAUAGCUCUGGGGAGGGAAAAGACUAUCCCAGUGCCAGGGUCUAAGAAACAAAUAUCCUGGAUAGAUAAGGAUGCAGUAUUUAAGACACCCAGGAUAUUCCCAGAGACAAAUUUUAUGGAUAAGCAACGCGAGCUAUUGAAGAAAUAUCAGCCCAUUCCUCUACAAGUUUUGGAUACAGUUUUGGAGUCCCGAGAACCAGAUUUCAAGACCCCAUAUUUAUCCCAUAUAUUGAGGAAGAGCGAAAAAGAACAGAAACUUCAAGGCAAACCACUAGGGGAUAGGUGGCAGUGGCUUUCGAAGCGUCAUCCAUCUCUGAUGGGACAAACUAAGGUACAAUUACCUGUGCCCCAAAUCCCAGCUGAGGAAAUAUCUGCAGAUGUAAGCCUCUCAGAUAAAGAGUGGGUCCACCAUGUCCUAGAACAGAUAGAGGCAGGAAAACAGCUUUCCAGAGAGAGUUUCCACAGAUUGUGUCAGCUUGUCAAAGACCUUAUUUCAAAGGGAACCUUAGAGUGGAUGCAUCUAGCCAAACUUGAAGCUAUCAUUUACCGUCACAGGCAGGUUCUGGAAUCACAAAGCACAUGUAUCUCAAAACCCAGUAAGAAGAUCGUGGGUCCUAAAUACUUGGAAGUGAUCCCUCCUAUAAAAAGAAAGGAAAAGGAAAGCCAUCUAAAACCUUUGGCUUUUUCCUCAUUAGCUAACAAAAGGAUUCCAGAGGCUAUAAAUUGGCAACUUCUAUCAGAGCCUUAUAGGAGUGCACGGGCAGAGCAGAUAUUCAGUGCCCUUAAGGAGAUGGAGAGGCAACAUGUUUAUCCUGCUACAAGAGACAUUGUCAUAGGUGCCCAUGCCUCUGUAGAAAAACAAACGCUAGCACUGACGUUUCAAAAGGACUUAUGGGCUUUUAAGGAUAAAGGCAGGUUUCCCAGAUUGCCCAAGAUGGAGAAGACAACACAGCCCAGCUCUAAAAAACAGGAAGAAGUGCCUCUAUGGGAUACAUUUGUGGCACUCUACCAUGUUUUACGGAUGUUGCAGGAGCAAUAUGCAGAAGACAGUGCUGGUUGGACAGAACAGUUCUACCACCUCAUGGAUCUGUACCAAUUUAAGUCCCCCGGAAUCCAGAGAUUGCUGCAAGAGCUGCUACUGAGAGAGGAACCCCAAUCCCAUAAGAUCAUCUACAAAGAGGCCCAAAAGGCCAUGGAGCUGGUUCCCGGGGAGCGAUUGUUCUACCACCUGUUUUGUGGUCGCUCUCACAUUCCUAGAGGUCCUCUGGAGUUCCAGGAGGUGGUGUCUCUCUCAGGACAGAACAACGUGCAUACCAUGCUUCCAAUGGGCAUUGCCCAUUAUGGCAUCUUAGAACUUGCCUGGAAGAGCCUGCCCCAAGCUGAUAUUCACCUUACCAAUGAAUUGUCCCACAUUGUGCCUCCUACCCCCUAAUUUAGGACUGACUGGACAUCAGGACUUUUCAUUCCCACCUGGAGAAAGGUCUUGCCACCAGAUCUAGACCUUUAUUCCUAAGGCCCAUACAGAGGUAGGGCCAGGCCAAAGCCCUUUCCCUACCCAGCUCCAGGAGCCAGCUUCUAUAUGUGGAAUAAAGAUCAAGUUCUCAUAUC
Molecule: messenger RNA, 9217 nt
Organism: Eptesicus fuscus (big brown bat)
Lineage: Eukaryota; Metazoa; Chordata; Mammalia; Chiroptera; Vespertilionidae
Gene: WDR87
Product: WD repeat domain 87
Exons: 5
Coding region: 261-9041 (2926 amino acids)
Molecular function (GO): protein binding
Source: RefSeq, a predicted model, not a curated record